Molecule: messenger RNA, 2241 nt
Organism: Trichoderma virens Gv29-8
Lineage: Eukaryota; Fungi; Ascomycota; Sordariomycetes; Hypocreales; Hypocreaceae
Exons: 1
Coding region: 1-2241 (746 amino acids)
Molecular function (GO): RNA binding
Source: RefSeq, a predicted model, not a curated record
AUGGCUCCCCCGACGAAUGAUCGUAAGCGCAGAAGGUCAGACGGUGAAACCGCUGCUGCGCCAAAAACCCAGGAUCCCGACGGCGGAAUCUCGCGAACACCCAAGAAAGCAAAGACUGAUGAUCGACGAUCCAUCUUUGUUCGGUCAUUGCCCCCUAACGCUACGAACGAAAGCCUUGCGGACUUUUUCUCGCAAUAUUUCCCCGUCAAGCAUGCUACUGUAGUUAUUGACCAGAAAACGAAGGAGUCAAGAGGGUUUGGCUUUGUUUCGUUUGCUGAUGCCGACGACGCCAAAGACGCCAAGGAGGCAUUGGACAAGAAAGAGUGGGAUGGACGACGCAUUCGAAUCGAAGUUGCGGAACCCAGACAUAGAAAUGCCGAUCCGGACUCAGAAGAGGCAGGCAAGACGCCGGGUCGGGGUAGACAAGCGUACCAGCCACCACCCACCAAGUUGAUUAUUCGAAAUCUGCCAUGGAGCAUCAAGACAUCUGAACAGCUUUCAAAGCUAUUCAUCAGCUUUGGCAAAGUCAAAUUUGCUGAUUUGCCACAAAACAAGGGAAAGCUAAAGGGAUUCGGUUUCGUUACACUCAGGGGACGUCCUAACGCGGAGAAGGCUCUCGAAGCCAUUAACGGCAAGGUCGUCGACGGCCGAACCUUGGCUGUGGACUGGGCUGUUGAUAAGGAAACUUGGGACAAGCAGCAAACUACGGACGGUGACGACAAGGAGGCCAAGGAUGCCGAGGAUGAAGAUGAUAAAGCUGAGGAUAAAGAAGCCGGAGCAAACGAUGGAGAAGUCAAGAACCGUGAUGAUCAACUACAAUCAGACCUUGCAAACUUUAUGAAAAACUACAUGCAAAACAUGGAAGAUGAAGAGGAUGAUGAGGAGGAGCAAGAUGAUGAGGAUGAGGAUGAAGAUGAUGAAGACAUGAAGCUGUUGGACGAGGAGGAAGAGGAAAAGGAACCCGAGAAGCCAAAGCGAGAGCUGAUGACGGACAAUUCCGCCACCGUGUUUGUUCGAAAUCUGCCGUUUACGACUACGGAUGAGCAGCUUUCGUCCUUCUUUGGCCACUUUGGCAAGGUCCGAUAUGCUAGAGUUGUCAUUGACAAGGCCACCGAAAAGCCAGCCGGCACAGGCUUUGUAUGCUUCGUUGAUGCUGCAGACGCAAAGACUUGCAUAAUCGGUGCUCCUCGCCGCGCGCAACCGACCGCGGGAGGCGUCAAGCAUUCCAUUCUUCAAGAUGAGAACGCUGAUCCUACCGGCAAAUACACGCUCGACGGCCGAGUCCUUCAAGUGGCCCAAGCUGUUGGCAGGAACGAGGCUGCCAACUUGGCCGAGAACUCACUCGCACAGCGAAGGCAAAAGGACAAGCGCAGACUGUAUCUCUUGUCAGAAGGUUCGCUUGGCGCGGGCUCUCCUCUGCGAGGCCUCUUGACCGACGCUGAAGUUCGGAUGAGACAGGCUAGUGCAACGCAGCGAAAGAAGCUCGUGGAGAAGAAUCCCAUGCUGCACAUCAGCUUGACCCGUCUUGCUCUUCGCAACAUCCCCAACGAUCUUGGUGCCAAGGAUUUGAAGGAGCUGGCUAGAAAGGCCGUCGUCGGUUUCGCCAAGGAUGUCAAGGAAGGACGCCGACAGCCGCUUUCUAAGGAGGAGAAUGCCAGAGACGGCAAGGAUGCAAAGGACAAGGAGAAGGACCGCAAGCUUAAGCGCAAGGGUAUUGUCAAGCAAGCCAAGAUUGUGUUUGAAGACAACAAGGGAUCCAAGGUGUCUGAGGCUAGCGGAGCCGGCAAGAGCCGUGGCUAUGGAUUCAUCGAGUACACCUCUCACCGCUGGGCUUUGAUGGGCUUGAGAUAUCUGAACGGUCUCCAGCUGGACGGAAACAAUGGCAAGAAGCAGCGCUUGAUUGUCGAGUUUGCCAUUGAGAACGCGCAGGUGGUGAAGCGACGACAGGAUGCCGAGAAUGCGUCCAGGACGCCCAAGGCAAAGAACGAAGACGGCGCUGAUGCCUCUGCGUCUGAGGAUGAAGAGGAAGAGGAGGCCCCCACACCCAAGAAGAAGCAAAAGGGCAAGAAGAACAAGGGAAACAUGAACAAGGGCCCCAAGGUGAAGCCCGCCAAGGAGGAUGACGGGGAGAAAGAAAAGGAGAAGAAGCCGACGGACGCAAAGGAGGCGAUUCAGCAGAAGCUGAUUGCGCGGAAGAGGCUGAUGCGCAAGAAGAAGGCGGGAUCGAGGGGAAAAGCAUAG